UUCUUUUUGCGUCUGAUUGGAACGAACGAGAAUGAAUGCAGCGACGAGGGGUAAUCGCCCAACUCCGACGCCCCUCUGCAGUUCUUCUUUUAUCGCCGACAGCAUACAAACCGAUGAAGUGCAGCAACAGUCGCCGAUCGAGGCGAGCACCAUCAGUACUCGAUGUGACUGAGGAAGCAAGAAGAACGGCAUCAAGAGAAGAUGUAGGGCUGAUGGGCAGUGAUGAACCGUGAAAAGCACCACCGGUGCUCAAUCCGGUCGAAGAAGAAGAAGGGAGGAACGAACAGGGGCCGCGAAAACUGCUCCUUCGUCUGCCGACAUCAACCACACAAGGAAGGUGGGUGUUUGGUUGUGUUUGACGGAAACAAGUGGAGAGGAGGAGGAAGAGGGCUGCCAUGGCCGACAGCUUCACAGGGAAAGAAAGAGAAUUCAGUGGGUGUUUGGGACCUGUUUUUCUCAUCAAAACAAAAAGGGAAAGUGAGAUGGGGGUCGUUGGAGGCAGGAGCGAGUUGUAAGGAUGGCGAUUGGAGGUCUCUUGGCUCCACCAGUUUCCUUUUCUGGUUCGAUCAUUUAAACUCAAAGAACAGGGGACUGAUCGAUGGUGGCACCUCAGCAAGUGUAGGGUUGUUUUGGUUGAUGUUCUACAGGAGAAGAUAGAAGGAAUAACGGAAGGUGGGUGCUGCUGCUUAGCUCACAGGAGAAACCACAAGAAAACCACCUCCAAUGGAGGUGUUCUUGGCUGUGCAUCGAAACAGAAAGAAGGGAGAGAAAGAGUGAGUCUGAAUGAUUGAGGAUAUUUUUGUGUGAUCAAAAAUAAGAUUUUUAGAAGACUUUUGUGGUACUUUGUGAUAUUGCUGGAGAUUUAGAGUACAAUGUCCAAUUGGUUCAAGAUUUGAUACAUUUGCAAUUGGGAUGAUCAUUUGUGUGAGUGUGUGUAAAAAGUGAGGAUCGAGAAUGAAUGGGAAAAGAAGCUGGACACUUUCAUGUACCAAUAGAUCUUUUAUUACACCUCUCUUUGCUUUUCUAAUGUUAUGCAUAUAUACAUGUGAUGGUAUUUUGGUAACAAUAA
Molecule: messenger RNA, 1069 nt
Organism: Lactuca sativa (garden lettuce)
Lineage: Eukaryota; Viridiplantae; Streptophyta; Magnoliopsida; Asterales; Asteraceae
Source: RefSeq, a predicted model, not a curated record